AUGGAUGAGCGUCAGGAGGAUAAGAUGCCAACAUGGGAACAAGAUAUGGAUGAGGAGGAGGAGGAGCGUCAGGAGGAUGAGAUGCCAACAGGGGAACAAGAUACGGAUGAGAUGCCAAGAGGCAAGCAGCAGACUGAGAGCACGAGGAAGUCAAGCUCUAAAUUCAUUCAGCCCCAGCUUGCCAUGUAUGACUUAGAUGAGUCGAGGGCUGUCACAGAGCUCAAACUUAUGGAGCAGGAGAAAGAGAAAAACAGUGAGCACGAGAUCCAAGAGCAGGAGGUAUGUGAGGAGAUGACUGAUGAGGAGGACGAGGAUGAGAUGGACGGAGACGAAUCGAGCUCCCUGAUCUCCAAGCAGCAUAUCAGGAAACUCUGUGGGGAAUUGCAGGCGACCUUGUCUUACUUGACAAUUGACAUCGAACCAGCAGCCCCGCUGAGCGAGGCGCCACCGCUGACAAUCCACACCAUCUUAGAGCAGUUUAAACUUUUGCGCCGCCAAAUGUUAAAGCUUAGAUGUCAGCUGCUUCCUUUCAGAGAAAGGUAUGAAGAGGAGCUGUCCAGGAGGGAUUCCUACGAGGGGUUGAGCGAGGAAGAGAAGGCCAGGAAGAAAAUGGAGAAGGAGAAGAACUUCUUUGAUAGCUACCGUGAAAGCACCGAGUUCUCCUCCCGCCGCGUUUCCUUCGAGCAACAAACCACAUUGAGCCCCAUGUUCUUCACGCAUUGCACCCCAGGACGGCCCUUGCCGUACCAUGCCGAGACAGAAGGGAUCAGCCUGCAGGUCUAUUCUUUCAAGAUUGCUGAGAUCAGCGGCAACCUGCACUGGCCGCUUCAGGUGUACGGCGUCGUCGCCGCGCGAGACAACUCGGACCGCAAGCGCGACAUCAUUUUCAGUCGGCCGAGGCACGACUGCCAGGAGCUCACCUCAGCUGACCCUUUCUUGCGCUUGACUGGACCGUCUCGGGCGAUUAUGGCACUGAGCCCAGUUGACUUUGAAGUCCAGCUGAAGCUUAAGGGUGCGACGGAAUCGGCCGACAGGGAGUUGAUGAAUCGGCGAGAUCAUUACAUUGAUGGUAUAGAAACUCUUACCUUUUCCAACUAUCUUUGCACAGCUGAGCUGAGAGUGGAGGAACUACAUGGUUCUGUUCAAGCCACUUUUCUGGGUGUGCGUGUCGUUGGAGGAGGUCCAUGGCCUUUUGAAUACGGAGGCCGGAUUGCUUGCUGCUCACCAGCUCACGAGAUUGUGUGUGUGGCUUGUGAUGGCAUUGCAGAGGUUGUAGAUGUUUCCUCACGUUUCCAAGUUAUUCUGCUCGAUUCUCGUGACUGUCAUCUAACAAACAGAAAAGAUCCUCGUGGCUGUGUGCGUGGGGAAAUGCCAAUUGGCAAAGGUGGUUACCUUGAUCUCUCAAGAUGUUUUGUUUCUGUUGAAGUGCGGAAAGAGAAUCGCCGACAGUACAAAGAUAGCCUGAAAGUUUUCCUUCAAUCAUACUCAGAGUCUGGUGGUAUUGCUGCGCAAUCCCAUGUCAAGAUCAGGCCCAAGACAUGCAACAUAAGCCGGCACACUUGUGACCUUGGUGGCUCUAAGGUGGAGAUUACCAUUGCUUGGUCGGCCAUUGUCAGGACAGACCGUUGUUAGACGAUCUGAUUUAGUAUCAUGUUGGAUGGUGCUCUGGUGGCCUGAAUGCUAUGGAGUGGGAUAGGUACAUCUAUCUAUCUCUGUUUUGCCAGUGGCUGUUUGUUGAAGUAAUCAUCUGCUGUAUCGGUGAGCUUUGUAAGAUAUGUGCCAGGUACUAUUUGUGCGUCAAACAGCUAUGUAGUAGGAUGCCCAGCUAGUCUGUGUGUGGAACUUAUGAGCUACUCUAGAAGUAGGAUGCUGAAC
Messenger RNA from Hordeum vulgare subsp. vulgare (domesticated barley), 1875 nucleotides. RefSeq lists its product as uncharacterized. The transcript is spliced from 4 exons. The coding region runs from base 1 to 1632 and encodes 543 amino acids. NCBI's taxonomy places the organism in Eukaryota, Viridiplantae, Streptophyta, Magnoliopsida, Poales, Poaceae. The record is from RefSeq and is a predicted model, not a curated record.